Polyodon spathula (Mississippi paddlefish) is the source of this 6115-nucleotide messenger RNA. RefSeq names its product rho GTPase-activating protein 28-like. Lineage: Eukaryota; Metazoa; Chordata; Actinopteri; Acipenseriformes; Polyodontidae. The record is from RefSeq and is a predicted model, not a curated record. Gene Ontology annotation, molecular function: GTPase activator activity. Gene Ontology annotation, cellular component: cytoplasm. Gene Ontology annotation, biological process: signal transduction; regulation of small GTPase mediated signal transduction; regulation of actin filament polymerization. The transcript has 15 exons. The coding region runs from base 130 to 2103 and encodes 657 amino acids.
GAAAGCGAAAGGCUAUGCCCUUUUCUGUGUUGCGGGAGCACCACAUUGCAUGUCAGUAAUGUGACUGAAAGAAAGUCCCUUGUCCACUUUUGUCAGUAGGGAACAGGGAGGCAAUGUGAUGUGCCUAUAAUGGAGAUUAAAGACUCGGGCAGUGUAACUCUGACAGCUUACCAUUCUUACACGCCCUCAAGGAUACCGAUGGAGCAAAGCUUUGUGCCACAGCUUUCUGCGACUCCGGGAAAUUCUCCUCUCAACAGUAAAGCGCACUACCAAAGGAUGGACAGGGUGAUCUCUCAAGAUUCACUGCACCCCCCCUCUUUCAGCCGCUCCGUGUCGCAGGAGUCCCUGGACAGCACUUCUAUGGAGGAUUACUGGAGCGAGGUGAAGAGCAUCGCAGAGAGUGCUGAGAACAGGCAAGAGGAAUCCGCAGUGCUCGAGGUCAAGUCAGCUGAUGAGGGGGAGAUGGAGGAGGCUUGGAUUCAGGAAGCGGGGCUGUCCACACUGGUGUCUGGAUCGCUGGGGGAAGAGCCUGCUGAGGCGCUGUUCUCAACGCUGACCCGCACACAGGCUGCCAUUGUCAAAAAGCACAUUGACAACUACACCCAGACGCAGCGCAAGAAGAAGCAUUCUGUCAGGGAUGUUCGGGACAUCUUUGUUGUUGGAGACUCCCCACCUGGAUUCUGCCCAGGAGCUGGUUCACCUAAUAGCAUUCAGCAGUCAUCCAAGCUAUCUUUCCGAGCUCCAGGAAGAUUGGAAAGCUGUGCAUCAGACUGCAAGCUGAGCAAAGACAGCCCGUCAUUGCCAGAAGAGAUGAACUUUGACGUGCCUUACUCAGAGUGUGUUUUUAGGAAAGACUGCCGGAGCAUCCAGAGAAUAAAGAAGGAUGAUUCAACUUUGCCUAAGUUUCUGAUUCGUAAAGCGAAACUUGGGCUCACAAUCAUAGGAGACCUGUCCCAGGAGGAUAUGAAGAAGAUUGGUUACAUCUCGCUGAUCGAGCUAACUGCCUACUUUGAUGCUCUGGGAAUCGAGCUGAAACGAAACAGGACAGUGAAGAGUAAAGUACGAGAAUGUGGCCUCUUUGGGGUUCCCCUCACAGCACUACUAGAGAAUGACCAAAAGAAGCUUCCUGGUUCAAAAGUACCCUUAAUUUUCAAAAAGCUGCUGUCAAAGCUGGAACAAACCGGUUUACAGACUGAAGGAAUCCUCAGAGUGCCAGGGUCCGCCUCAAGGGUGAAGAAUCUCCGUCAAGAGCUGGAAGCAAAGUUCUAUGAAGACACUUUUGACUGGGAGCAAGUGAGGCACAAUGAUGCAGCUGGGCUGCUGAAGAUGUUUAUUAGAGAGCUGCCAUAUCCCUUGCUAACUGUGGAGUAUCUCCCAGCCUUUAUCGCAGUGGAAAAUAUCUCUCCAUCCAAGCUGCAGCUACAAGCUUUGCAUCUCCUUAUCAUGUUGCUGCCUGAACCCAACAGGGACACGCUUAAGGCUUUGUUAGAGUUCCUCAGUAAAGUGGUGGAUAACGAGGAGAAGAACAGAAUGAGCUUAUGGAAUGUGUCCAUGAUCGUUGCCCCGAACCUCUUCAUGUGCAAAGGCAAAACUGUCAACCUGCAGGAAAUGCAGGCUGCAGCCGGUGCAGCACAUGUGGUGCGAUUGCUUGUGAAGUACCAGGACAUUCUGUGGACAGUGCCAUACUUUAUGAUCUCUCAUGUUAGAAAAAUGAACGAAGCGGCUAUGAACAAGAGACACCAAGCUUCUGACAAAAGUAAAAAAAAACUGUUGAGACCCUUCUGGAACCCAGAAAGAGAAAAAACUGAGAGGAGCGAGCUCUGUGACAUACCUCGAGGAGUGAUACGGGUUCACGCUCCCCGACAUGCCAAGGUUUCCAUGGCGAUCCAACUUGAUAACGAGACAAAAGCCAUGGACGUUAUUGCUCGAUUUGACUGUGAAAACAGCAGUGGGUCCCAGGGCUCAGUUAGAAGACAGAAACAGUAUCUCUAUGAAGUUGGUGGAAAUAUAGGUGAGCGAUGCCUGGAUCCAGAAACGUACCUCCUAGAUUUAUACCAUGUGAAUCCUCAAUGUCAAUGGAUUUUAAAGCCCAAAACAACAUGAAGCUUUAUGGAAAUGUCAUUAAGAAAGCGCUGGUUACUACACCUAUAGGAAUGUCUGGAUCUCAUACUGGUGGAUUUGAGAUGAAGGCAACUAAACAGAUGCUGGUUUGGAUACACCACCUGUUUCUAAAGGAUAUUUUUGCCACAGACAGAUGGUCAGUAUCUCCUGCAGACAUUUAAAGGUUGGGAAACAGGAGUCCAUCUAUAUAUAUAUAUAUAUAUGACUGUGCUUGAGCCAGCCUGUGGAAUGUAUAUGGAUUUGAACUACUGCUUGCAUGACAUAAUUGUGUAUUCUACUUGGAGUAGUUUUCAAAAUAUAGCCAAAAGAAAACUUAGAUAAAGUCAUGAAAUCCAGUCAAUGCCAAAUCAGUUUGCCAGUUAUAGCCAUUACGUCUGCUGUUUUUACUUCCUAAUUGUAGGGGAUACCUGUAUGAAAAAAUGCCUGGAAGCCUUUUCACUGACAAUGCAAAAUAAACAUGGAUGUAAAAAGAUGUACAUGCAAUAUUUAUAACACUUAUCCAAUGUUUUUGUUGUAUUUUCUGAUGGAGACCUUUUUUUUCACAAGUAACUUCAUUGUAAAUAACAUUAAUUUAAGAGCUUGAGAACAUUAAACUGAAAUACGUAUUCCCAACACUAAAGAAAAAAAAGAAUUGUACACCACUGCUCUUGCACAGCUUUUGUUAAACGAUUUACUGUCCUGUCUGUCACUUAUAGUCAUUUUAACAGGUAUCUCCAACUACCUGUAAAAGCUCUGAAUUAUAUGUAUUACUGUACUGUAGUGUUGCAUUUCUUCUGUUGCUUUCAAACAACGUCCAGCACCAUUGCCAAGUGUGAAAUGCAGGUCGUUUUAGCUUUUUAAUGGCCUUUUGUAGGACAGUGGGCUUUUAAAAAGAAAAAACCCAGUUCAGGUCAGGCCAGGUUGCACAUUCUGUCCUAAUCACAGUGUGCUACAUCAUAUAUACUGUUCUAAACUAUUUGCGUCUGUGCUGGAAAUAUUUAUACUCGGCAAUUACUGUCACAGGAAGCCUUGUUAAUUUACAGCUUUGUGCAACACUAAAUUUGGCAGGUGUGUUUACUAGUUUGUUAGGUCAGUACCAUUCAGUGUCAGAGUUGAAGGAUUAAGUCUUAAGCCCUCUACAGCAGGUUCUGUGAGGCUGCAUGAUUUAUCUCCCCACAGCCAUUUUUUGACAGAUAGUCAGUUUUCUACCAAAGGCAUGAUCCAGAUUACAUUUAGGACCUUUAAGAUCAAAAAGGUGCAUACGCUAAAUGCUACAUUACAGUAGUCCUCAGGGAGAAUGAACUGUUUUUUAUUUUAACAGUGGACAUAAAGCCGUUGAGUUUUUUUUUUUUUAUGUUUUCAGUUUUUAGAGGACCAGGAUUGGGGACAGGAACCACUGCAUGUCACUGAAAGAGCUAAGCUAGCCACUCACCUUAACAGGAGGCGUGUAAUGAAAAGAGUUUGAAACUGGUCAUUUAACAUUAGUAAUGGGACCUCUGAGUUGAUCUUGUUUGGAAGGAAAUUGGGGCAUUGCUGUUGGCAAAUUAAUUUAUUUCAAUCUGAUCACCUAUUUUAAGCCAAUAUAUGAUGAUUAUACAUAAGAAAAAAGAUAUAUUUUUAUAAUUGAUUAUAAACAGGAUUAAAUAAAUACCUCCCCCCUCCCUCACCCAUUGUGUUCAUGAAUUGACCUGGUUCAUAUUUGACUGUUUGCAUUAAGUGCUUUCUCUUGAGGCCUUUACAGUUUUACAGAUUAUGGCUAAAUAUUUGACUCUAGUGAUCUCCCUACAGAAGUAGAGCGGAAGUGACAAUGUUGUUUUGUGGAACAUUUGGGCGAUUAUCUAUAACAGAUAUAAUACUUUAUGGGGAAACUACUGUGAAUUUAGGACACACCACUGCGAAUCGCCCAGUCAGAGGUUUAGGCCUGCCUAAGGUAAACAGAGGCCACUGUAAUUACAGCAGUGCUUGAAAUGGGGUGGUACUCACUGCUACGGAGUACCGCUACUUCUGAAUUUCAAAUGUUUGAGCAGCACUUUGGUCCUUAUCUCUGACUGUCUGCCUGAAUUCUUUUCCAAACUAUCAGCUGCAUUUAUGUGACUUUGUAGUUGUUAUUUUGUUGUCCCAGCAGCAGCUGCAAGGUUUACGUCACAGCAGAGCAAAGACUGCAACUCCCAGAGUGCAUUACAAAACAACUGCAACUCCCAGAGUGCAUUACAAAACAACUGCAACUCCCAGAGUAUAUUGCAAAACAACUGCAACUCCCAGAGUGUAUUGCAAAACUGUGGGGGGAUUUAUUUUGAAUGGUCCAGGUCAAGUCGCGAUUAGACGCAGUACAGAUUUGACGAGAUGAGCUGGACAGGGAGGGAGCGAAAGACAGCUGGACAGGGUGCCUGAGAGAGAGCUGAACAGGGAGACAGACAUAGAGAUGGAAGGAGUCAGAGAGAGCUGGACAGGGUGGGAGGGAAGACAGCUGGACAGGGUGCCUGAGAGAGAGCUGGACAGGGAGACAGACGUAGAGAUGGAAAGGGAGUCCGAGAGAGAGAGAGCUGGACAGGGAGCCUGAGAGUACUGUGAGUACCGCCACUUUUUUUUUUCCAUUUCAAGCACUGAAUCACAUCACAUCAUCAAUACCCUUACCCAUAAUGCUUUGCAUCUGAUUAAAAUCAGAACUAUUGCACUUUCUGACAAAUCCCGUGAUGCUUCUGUUUUGCAUUGCAUUUAAUAUGCCCGGAAACAUUUGUUCAUCAAUCCAAUACCACAGAGACACAGUUCACAUUAAGCCACCUCUAAUGAUCGGGUCUAAUGUUGUAUGUCAUUUUAAAAGGUUUUUUGACAAAUUGAACAUUAAAAAAUAAAAACAUCAAUAACAAUUACAUUUCAUAUUUUAUGAAGAAUACAUUUUUUAUUGCCUGGGAGUGGCCAAAUUGAAAUGCUGUUUGUUGCCCCUCCACCAAUUACAGUAUGGUGUCUGUAGGACUCUUACUGCUGUAUUCCUGUGUAAACUACAUUGGCUUUAUUUACAUUUUAUAUAAUAAUGUAUUCAGUCUAUGGUGUUGAGGAUUUGUUGCACUUGUUUUUCUGACUCAUUUAUGUGAAUUUUUAUUUUGUUAUUUUUUUUUUUUUUACUAUGUUUCAAUCAACUGCAUUUAUUUUUUAAAAGGCCUGAACCAAAAUGAAGGAAAUCCAAAUUCAGACAAGCUAAUGUGUUAUCAUACUAGUGAUAAAAGACUUGUGGUGUGACUGUAUAAAGUGUAUUUGUCAGUCGUGCUACUGGGUUGAGGUAAAAAGAAAAGUUAUGGUUUGUAUACCAUGAAAAAAAUGUUUUGCAUUGCAGUCAAUAAACACUACACAUAAUGCAUUUGUAAAAAUGUAUAUUGUACUUAACAUUGUUUUAAAAUAUAUACAGUAUUAAAAAACAUGUUUUAUAUUACUAUGCUUUUGUUUUGAUCACUAUUUGUAGUGUGUGUAAAGGCUGACCAACAGUGUAGUGUGAGCAUGUGACCUUUUUUUUAUUACAAAACUGCAUUUUUUGUUACAAGACCCAUUUUAUUUAUGAAAGCUGCAGCAGACCAUUUUCAUGGGCAAGAACAGUAAAUUCAUGUAUACUUCACAUUAAAUCUCAACUCCAUCCAUUCUACAACACUGUGAAAAGUCUCCAGAGGUCUCAAGUUGUAUCAUUCAUCUUCUACAAUGCUGUAUGCUACAUUGUGUCACUUUGUCCAAAUCUUCUCUAUUACGGUCUCAACUGGAAUCAUCCAUGAAUUGUGCUGGCCAAGGUUGCACGGCAGCGAUACCCAGGGUUAGUAUCUUGGUAGAUUCAGUUUCAAAGCAUCAUUUUGUUCCUAAUCUACCAAUAAGAGAGUGCCCUGAAGAUUCCUUGAAAACUUCACACACUUCCAGUCUUGAUGCAUACUUUAUCCCUGAAUCUCAACUCCGUUAAAAGUGUAUUAGACGUGCAUUCCUGGGGUACUCAGAAACAUUAAAAAACUAAAGAACUCCCAAACACUUGGCAUUCUCU